CUUUGAUUUUCACCAAAAUCGAUCCAAUAUAACAACAACAACAAAUAGACGAUCACAAAUUAUUUUUUCGCUCAUUUUAUAAUUACUCGUUUUGAAGAUUUCUCGCCAUUCAAUUCGUAUAGAUUCCAUCCAAUUCCUUAAAACCGAGAUUAAACUAUUUGAAGAAAUGCCCAAAGAAGAUAUUACUAUGGAUGAUAUGAAGGAGGCUUUCUUGAUAUUCGAUAGAAAAGGAGACGAUAAAAUUGGAACUAGUGACGUGGGCAACCUGUUAAGAUCUUUGGGACUCGUACCCACUGAAGUCGCUGUCAAAAAAGUUGGGGGAACCGAUUUAGCAAGUGAAAGACGGAUAACUUUCGAAGAAUUCUUGCCGAUGUUUGAAGAGGCAUCCAAAAUUAAGGAUGCCGGAUCAUAUGAAGAUUUCAUAGAAAUAAUGAAGGUGUAUGAUAAAGAAGGUGACGGAACUAUAUUGGCCGCUGAAAUAAGGCACGUUCUCUUAGCCUUAGGCGAAAGAUUAAAAGAAAAUGAAGUCGACGAAAUUUUACAAGGCAAAGAAAAUUCGGACGGUUAUAUCGAAUAUGAACCAUUCGUAAGUUUCGUCAUGAAUACCUCCGCUUAAAAACUUGACCCGGCCUUGCAAACAGGAUAUCAUCAUUUUAUUUAUUUGAUUUUGUAAUUAUCAUAACUUUUUUUUAUUGGUUCGAUUAUAAUAUCGCGAAACUUGUAAAUUCUUUACGGGAAAGGGAGUUUAUCUAAAACAAAAACAAAACUAUACUUAGAUAAACCUAACUUUUACAAUUAUUAGCGAUUUUAAUUGAUUAUAUUUUUUUUUUAUCUACCAUAAAUUUGAAAAUAAAACACACCAUUUAAUGCC
Gordionus sp. m RMFG-2023 is the source of this 871-nucleotide messenger RNA. RefSeq names its product myosin light chain 3, skeletal muscle isoform-like. Bases 167 to 616 code for a protein of 149 amino acids. The transcript is spliced from 6 exons. NCBI's taxonomy places the organism in Eukaryota, Metazoa, Nematomorpha, Gordioida, Chordodea, Parachordodidae. The record is from RefSeq and is a predicted model, not a curated record. Gene Ontology annotation, cellular component: myosin II complex. Gene Ontology annotation, molecular function: calcium ion binding.